GGUUACAAAAACAUUAUCUUAGCAUUUUAGGUUCGCAAAUAAAAACAAUCACACAUCCAAUUUGUUCACUCAGCCAUGGAGUUCUCCCUUCUACUAUCAACGAUUAUUGCAACGAUAUUAUCUAUUCUUCUACACCGUUUAUUACUCCAUAUCCUCCACAGAAAGAGGGUAAAGACAGGGAAGAACCAAAAACCACCACAAGCAAAAGGGGCAUGGCCGAUAAUCGGACACUUACACCUUUUAGGCGGACCUGAGCUACCUCACAAGGUUUUAGGUGACAUGGCAGAAAAACAUGGCCCUAUCUUCUCCAUCAAGCUUGGUGUUCAUCAAGCUUUGGUGGUAAGUGAUGCAGCGAUUGCUAAGGACUGCUUUACUACCAACGACAAGGCCUUUGCAAGUCGACCUAAAACAGAGGCAACAAGAAUCAUGGCCUAUAAUUAUGCCGUGUUUGGCCUGGCUCCAUAUGGGGACUAUUGGCGAAAUAUGCGUAAGAUGGUCGUGUCGGAGGUUCUUUCUCAACGAAGAGUUGAGAUGGUUGGACAUAUUCGAGCUUCAGAAGUUAGAGCAUCCAUUAAAGAUUUAUAUGAUUGUUGGUUAAAGAACAAACGUAGUGAAAAUUCAGAUAUGGUGAAGGUGGAGAUGGGUCGAUGGUUUGGGUACUUGAUUCUAAACAUUAUGGUUAGGAUCAUUACAGGAAAGAGGUUUUCGCCAAAUGACGAAGAAGGGGUUCAAUUUCAGGCUGUGGUAAGGAAAUUCUUUGAGUUAAUGGGGGCAUUUGUGGUUGCUGAUUUUAUACCUUAUCUCAACUAUUUGGAUGUGGAUGGAUACAAAAAAGUGAUGAAGAAUACUGGGAAGGAUUUGGACAAUAUCUUUGACCGAUGGUUAAAGGAGCACAAACAGGAAAAUAAAAAUAAGUCUAUACAGCAACAUGAAGGGAACCAAGACUUCAUGCAUGUGCUAAUUUCCAUUCUUCAAGGUGCUUCUGAAGAUGAAUUCCCGGGUUUUGACCAUGAUACAAUUAUCAAAGCGACAAGUCUACAACUCUUAGUAGCAGGCGUCGACACGACAUCCGUGACAUUAACGUGGGCUGUAGCAUUGUUACUCAACAACCCAAAAGCAUUAAAAACUGCCCAAGAUGAAAUUGAUGAGCAUGUUGGAAGGGAGAGAGAGGUGGAGGAGUCAGACCUAAAGAAGUUAGUCUACCUCGAUGCUAUCAUCAAAGAAACUUUGCGUUUAUACCCAGCUGGACCUCUCUCUGUUCCUCACGAGUCACUGGAGGAUAGCAUUGUGGGUGGCUACAACAUUCCAAAAGGAACUCGUCUUUUGGUAAAUCUUUGGAAGAUGCAACGUGACCCAAAUAUAUGGUCAGAUCAUGAAGAAUUUAAGCCUGAGAGAUUCUUGACAAGUAACAAGGAUAUGGAUGUCAAGGGAAACCAUUAUGAAUUGAUUCCUUUUGGUAGUGGUAGAAGAAUGUGCCCUGGUGUUUUAUUUUCCCUGCAGGCUUUGGGUUUAACGCUAGCUAGUUUGAUACAACAGUUUGUGCUCCAAAAACCAUCAAACGAACCUGUUGAUAUGACUGAAAGCAUGGGUAUGACUAAUGGAAAAGCAACACCACUUUACGUCCUUUUGUGCCCUCGUUUAUCCUCUAAUAUGUAUAAUGUUGGUUCGUGAUAUAUCAAGUUCAAAUCCCACUCCAUCAAUCAUUCUCCAUAAAGCCAUCAAUUAUGUAUGGUUUUAGAGUACCGCUAUUACUUAUAUAGUUAAUAAAAGCUUGGUCAUGUGGUUGCAUUCUACUCAUCUCA
Molecule: messenger RNA, 1802 nt
Organism: Lactuca virosa
Lineage: Eukaryota; Viridiplantae; Streptophyta; Magnoliopsida; Asterales; Asteraceae
Source: the annotation of a GenBank genome assembly